Durotheca rogersii is the source of this 1387-nucleotide messenger RNA. RefSeq names its product zearalenone lactonase. The coding region runs from base 371 to 1243 and encodes 290 amino acids. The record is from RefSeq and is a predicted model, not a curated record. Lineage: Eukaryota; Fungi; Ascomycota; Sordariomycetes; Xylariales; Xylariaceae. The transcript has a single exon.
GGUAGAUACAUCACACAAAUGGCCUUGUCCGGCCUACAACGGUCUUGUCCAGCCUACAAUAGUCCUCUCCGGCCUACAAUAGCCUUGUCCGGCCCCUGUGAGGGAUAUAUAUAUAACUAUAGGUAUCGGUACAUGGAUGUGGUGAUGUCGGCAUAUUGGAACCUUCAAAGCUUCGCUUCCCCUCUUCGUUCCCCACAUACGCGCACAUAACACCAGGACUGGAUACCGAUUAAUCAACUUCGAGGGCAAGUAAUACGCCGGCUUCCUCUAUCGAGAUCGCUCCCCAGGGUAUCGCCGCCGCUGCAAAGUCGGUCGCCGUAUCUUACGCUUACCGAGCUCACACCCACGCCUGCUCAACCAACAGUGCACCAUGUCGACCACCAUUUCCUCGCUGUCUCUGCCCUCUUCGCGCAUUAUUUCCUAUGGCUUAACGCCGGCGCCCUCUCGCCCCGACGCCCCCAUCGUCCUCCUCUCGAACUCCUUGUCCGCACCAUUCACAGCGUGGGAUCACGUCGUUCCGAAGCUUACCUCCCAGGGUCUGAGCGUCCUGCGAUACGAUCAGCCCGGCCACGGCGCCUCGACCGCCCCCGCGGAUCUCUCGUCGACAACGUUCGAGAGCCUUGCUGAUGAUGUCCGAGAGCUCCUUCGGCACCUGUCCAUUGGACGGUUGCAUGCUUGGAUCGGCGUCAGCAUGGGUGCCGCCACCGGCAUGGUUUUUGCUGCGAAAUACCCGGGCAUCAUCCGCAAGCUUGUUGUAUGUGACACCAUCUCCUGCUCACCCGUCAACAUUGGCGCUGCCGACGUGUUCGCCCCCCGCAUCGCGGCCGCUCGCGAAGCAGGCAACAUGGAUGCCGUAACCGAUGGCACACUCGAUCGCUGGUUUGGCCGUGCGUGGCUGGAAGCCAAUCCGGUUGAGGCGCGCCGCAUGCGUGAGUUGAUGUCCGGCACUAGCAUCGAUGGGUUCGAGACGUGUUGUGCAGCUAUCCAGAGUGAGACCUUUGACCUUCGGCCACUAGCCGAGGGGGCCGGCAAGGGCGUUGACGAGGCUCUCUUCAUCGUUGGCGAGAAGGAUGCAAAUCUCCCAGAGACCAUGAAGCCCCUGCGGGAACGCGUCGAGCAGGGGUUGAGGACGAAAGACCGUCAGGCGACCGUGGACUUCGAGGUCAUUAAAAAUGCCGGGCACGUCUGUUAUGUCGACGGCUACGACCAGUUCAUAGCCAUCAUGUCCAAAUUCCUCGAGUAAUAUCUCCAUGAACGACACAAACACGUAUUUACCCAGAAAACAUAAAUAAAAACACUCUCUUCUGAACGUGACGGUACUUGUGAGUCCCUACAUCCAUGCUGCCUCUUGUCCUUGGGUGUGACCCCUAACGCUCAGUGAAAAGCU